Cladophialophora immunda is the source of this 4732-nucleotide messenger RNA. RefSeq lists its product as uncharacterized. Bases 970 to 4092 code for a protein of 1040 amino acids. The record is from RefSeq and is a predicted model, not a curated record. The transcript has a single exon. Lineage: Eukaryota; Fungi; Ascomycota; Eurotiomycetes; Chaetothyriales; Herpotrichiellaceae.
GUCAUUUCGAGCUGCCCGGAAAGAGGACGCCGGCGCAAGCCUACAAACAGGUUUAAGAAUCGACGGUCCAGCUCCUGUCCAGCAUGCAGGCCCGGCUGAGUCGUCGCGAAUCACCUUCUACCCCGUCCGACGAUCCAUAAGUCGGGAUAGGAGUGCCCCGGGCGUUGUGGAAACAUCAAGAAACCCUAUGUGAGACACGCCAUCAAAGCAGGAUUGCCAUCAUCCCAAGACCAAAAACCCACAGAGUGACCCGAACCACGCAGCCCACGCCUGUUAUCUCGCGAAUAAUUCUCAUUGCAGACGCCCUGUGCCUCGAGACUUGAGACUUGUGUCCCCUGCCACCAACCGGCCGAGAAAGGUUCAAAAUCUCCCAUCAGGCCAUACCUGAAAGGCAAAGGGCUCAGCAGAGGCUUGCAGUGAUGGCCUGACGGCCAUGCGCCUAGGUCUUUCCGUUUGCUGCCGCCGCCGUCUCGCAGGCGUUCAAGCCUCACCUCAGGCCCAAUCGCAUCGAGGUGGUCUUUGGCUGCUGGGCAGAUUGGCCAGUAUCAGACCUGCGCCGCGACUCCGCCCCCAUUGGCGAGAUAUCUUUAGCUGGCGCCACAAGGGUACGCCCCAGACAAAUACUAGGCUCCUUUGAGCUCCCGCCAGGCCGUACCGCGGGCCAAGUCAGCUAUAACCCAAAGCCCUUCUCCAACCAAGCCCCAACCACCGACAAUACGAUAGCACGACGAUUAGAUCUACGACUUGCCGCUGGCGUACCACAUCUCUCUGACAUCCAGCAUUCUGCUGACUAGGAUUUAACUUGAUCGUUGCCUUGGUCUGUUCACUCUUCUCCAGAAUCCAUGCGCAAUGUGUGCGCGAAGUGAAGCCUCGCUACGAACCACUGAUAGUACGACCUCGAUGCCCCUCCUGAUUGGAGAAGACCCUUGGGAGCUCGAAAUUUGAAACAGCUACAUAUCCAGGACAAACAUGACAUCGGUCCUGCGCCUGGGAAGCAAGGACCGUUCGUCCUUCUCGUUCUUCAAGCGACAGAGCUCUGAUAAUACAUCGGAUCUUUCUUCCGACAACCUCGCCCACCGCCUUCCCGCCAUCUCACAUGUCGACACUCGAUCCUUUGCGGAACUAUUCGACGAGUUUAUGAACAAGGAGAUCGACGACGUCCCUGCAGCUCAGGUUCAAACUCGGGCAACACAGUCUCCCAAAUUGGUGAAAGGUAGCGAGUCCACCGGCCCGACCCAGUCGACGGUGGCUAGAAAGGCUUUUGAUACCAAGGUCGACUUUUUGAAAGUUAAUAUCACCAGGAAUGAUUCCACGGCGUCAUCUUGUUAUUCUCAACCAAGCCAAAGGGAUAGUGAUUGCUCACCCUUAGUCACGAGGCAGUCUUCCAGCUCCAGCUACACCCAGGAGCCGUCAUCCGCAAUUCAGAGAACGAUUUCGUUGAAGCCCAAGCCCAUAUCAAUCCCCAAACGUCCGACUCAGGCAUUUGCGAGCAACCUUACAGAAUCUCCUGUAAGCGCUCAGCCUUCACCAUUGAGGGCCAACUCCUCUCUAAUAAGAGUCGUAUCGGUGCCGCCAAACCUCGACAAACCACUUCCUCCAGGCCCAAUCGACAUAAAAAGAGCUUCCACUUCAGCACCGGAUUUACUUCUGCGUCAGCGACCGGUGGAACUUCCAUCUGCUUUUCCGAUCUCAACCACUCACUCCUCUACCGGAAUACAGCGCACGUCUUCUCAACCGGGCAUGAUGAUCUCAGCAAGAAGGGGCUCUGAUGGCGGUGCUGUAUCAGAACUGCCGGCCUGGUCGUCGCGAUCAAGUCGGGAAGCUUCAUCGGAGAGGACUGCCACUCAAGGACACCACAGGAAUCGCUCAGUAUCUGACACGGAGGUGCCGCAUCCCGGACGUUUCGUGAACCAAAUGUCCAGGCGGCACACAGUCGAUAUGCAGAAGCUUGCCUUAACUGCUACCUCUUCCUCCCGCCCAAGUCAAGUAACCCGAAAGCAGAACCGACGUCCGAUCACCGCAGCCACCGCAGAGCGUGUUAUUUACAGAAUCAUGUGCAGCCUCCACAGCGCGCGAGACCUCCAGGCUACUGCGAUGGUCAGCAAAGGCUUUUUGCGAACGUUUCAACGGAACGAAUCAAAGCUAGUAAGCCAUUUGGUUUUCAAGACCUCACGAGCUGCUUGGGAGCUUAGACGGAGCAUUCUCGCUUUGAAAGGGUCGAACGACUUUCUCUUGAAAGAUCAUCGCCGGGACUGCCGAACGCUUGACGCGUUAAAAGCGUUCAUUGUGGCUCAUUGCAGUUCGACCUGCAAGCAAAGCACUCUCGUUGGUCUUCUUGGUCAAGAUGAUGUCAGAAAAUCUCAGAUUGACGAUGCGUUGUGGCGCAUAUGGACCUUCUGUACUCUAUUUGGGAACACAGUUGGUCAAUCUGGGCCCGCGCAGACGGAAAUCGAUUGGCUCAACGGCAGCAGAGCGGCUAGCAACAAACAACUAGGCGCCGGUUUCGCUAUUGGUAAUGGGAAGGGACUUAUGACUCACGAACUUGAGGAUAUGAACGAGAUGUGGCAGUGUUUGCAGAUCCUCAUGUCAGGGUUCCGUGGACGAGAACAAGAAGCCAAGCGAAAUGGGGUCUUUGACAAUUGGCACUUGCGAGACACAACUUCGGAGUCCCAACAUCUCGCGGAGUGGACUUCGUACCUACUCGCCUUAGGUCCUCAAACUGUUCUUUCGUUAUCGAGCUGCUCGUUCGAACAGGCAAAGAUGCUUGGUUUGACAAACUGGCCAGUUCCACAGGCAGGCCAAAGUCGAUCAUCCUUCUUAACCACCGCAAUUGCACAAGUCUACCAAGAAAGGGUGCUCGAAGAUGCCACUCGAAGGGCAGCACGGAUGUCCCUCCGACACAUGCCUGGACAAAUAUCAGUCCCUCGAGUCCCCGUUCACCGCCCAACCAGGUCACUCGACGAGCAAUUGACCCACUUACCUUCCGCGCGCGCCACCAUUCAGUCGCAAUCGUUGCGGAUUGAUACCUCUAGCCCGAAAAGAAGACCGAUCUCUACAAAUGCUCUGGCAGGGGUGCGAUUGGAGAUCCGCCCGGACUGCGAUCCUGCCAAUACUCGACAAGAGAUCCGACCUGAUUGUGAUCCUGUUUCCAGAUCAAACCGGGCUUCCCACCUACUUCCGACCUCCCCCACAACAGAUCCGACAGUCUAUUAUUCGCUUUCAAUGACUUCGACAGCAAGCACCAAACUUGGGGCUACAUUAUUCCCUAUGGACUAUGCCAGUCCCAUACCCCGAGUUCCUUUUCGGGCCCCUGAGCCGCUCGCAGCGAGCGCUUCUGGCGUUGUGGAUCCAGUCGACAAAGCAAUGAACCUUUUAGUCCGUGAACUGGGGUUUGCUGAGACCAGAGCCAGAAAGGCUCUUGCUAUGUGCGAUUCAGGGUCAGGAAUUGAUUUGCAAAAGGCGAUUGAGCUGUUGACUGUCGAUUCAAAGGACACGCAACAAGUGAGCCCCCUGCCCGUGGAGCUGCCUACCCCUGCCAGUGCCGUUAAUGCUGCAAGGCUGAAGAAGCCUCAGCCACCGAAGGCGUACUGCGACGGUCAUUGUCAGCGAAUGCCGACCGUCUCGCAUUCCCGGAACAGAUCUACGGGCACUACCGGUACUGCUACAGAUGUAUCUCUCAGUCCAGUCUCGGCGCUUGGUGAAGAGGAGUGGCAAGACACAAUUUCGCCACUUCUUAGUGCACCAGCAUUGGCUCCUCGAUCGAAGGCGUCUCUGACCCGGGGACCUAGCAAGGCUAAAGCAUGGAAAGUGCUGGGAAUGGACACCCUGCCUAAACGGAAGAACUCGGUGCUUCAGAUUGACGAAUAUCAAGCCAAAGUGGAAAGACGAAAGAGCAUGCGCGCGAACACAACUGGAGGACAGCAAAGCCCGAAGAUCAAAGAGGGACUCGGCAAGAACUUGCUUGGUUUGGGACUUGGUAUCGGGAGUGGUGCUGGAGCGAAAUCGGUGGAGGCUCAACUUGAGCGUGUUCGCGAGGAAGAGAGGCGGAAAAAGGAGAGAAAAGGUACAAGCUGCAUGCCUAGGUAUGCUUGAGAUUGUUGGUUCCCUGUGAACCUAGUGCGGCGCAUGAUCACGUUCAAGAAGGUUCUUGAAGGGUGAGUGGGCGGAGCUGAACAGCGUUUCCUGCGAUCAACAUCGCGUAUUGCCUGCCUCUAUUCUGGCCGCAUUUUCGCUUCUGCAGAUUACCCUCCGGCGUCGGAGGUUCGACCAGGACAUUUGAAGAUAUGACAUGGAUUCGAAGACAGGGGACAAACCCUCCACUCAUUUUGCACAUUAUGACGACUUUCAGAACAGAUUCCGCAUCAGGAACGAGACGACAAGGGAAACGGACACACGACAUAAGGGACAUGACACGAAUUUGCGGAGAUGCAACAAUUGACGACCAACACAUACAUUUUACACUGAUGACAUACACUUCUUGUGCACAAAGGCGCCAGAUUUGAGGCGAAGCAGAAACGAUAUCCAGUAUAUAUCUUUCAUUUGGUUUAUGGGCUCCAUCAGGUUUUUUUGGGUUUCCCCUGCCCGAUUCGAGGAUUUCACACUUUCAUUUGGUGGCUUUCACUCUGCAUUUAUGUUUCAUACCCACUGUCACCUGCUGGAGUUCUCCGGAGGAUAUCUAUAUAUAAAAUUCAAUCACGAGACAUAUGAACCUUCUGGGGACUGAACAUGAAGA